Messenger RNA from Cucumis melo (muskmelon), 1796 nucleotides. RefSeq lists its product as uncharacterized. The record is from RefSeq and is a predicted model, not a curated record. The transcript is spliced from 6 exons. NCBI's taxonomy places the organism in Eukaryota, Viridiplantae, Streptophyta, Magnoliopsida, Cucurbitales, Cucurbitaceae. The coding region runs from base 314 to 1354 and encodes 346 amino acids. Gene Ontology annotation, biological process: protein phosphorylation. Gene Ontology annotation, molecular function: protein serine/threonine kinase activity; ATP binding. Gene Ontology annotation, cellular component: cytoplasm.
UUUCACCAAUUUUCCAUAAUUGUGCGAAAAUAAUACAUAUACAAAUCUUUGUAUGUGUGUGUGUCUAUAUAUAUAUAUAUAGUAAAUACGUUAAUAUAGUUAAUUUGUAACUGUUUUUUUAGUAUAUAAAAUAAGAAAUUAGUAUUAAGCUAACCCAAUAUGAAAUUGAGCUAAAAUCACACAACUUCACGGUUCUCAUGAAUUCAGGAGUUUCAGAUCUCACUUCGGGAAUCUGAUUUUGACAUUUCUCAGAUUCAAAGGGCGGGAUUUCGAAUCCGCGGUGAGAUCUGUAUGUAUUCAGAUUGAACAAGAAAUGGGUUGCACAUUUUCUGGAUUGAAUGCUUUCUACGAUGCUGUGAAUAGCGGUGGUGAUGUGUGGAUCAAUGAGAACAGAUUCAGGAUCGUUAGGCAGCUCGGUGAAGGUGGCUUUGCUUAUGUCUUCCUUGUUAAGGAAGUGCUCGCUGAUACAUCUUCAGAUGCUGUUCAAAGUGGUUUGCGCAAGAAAUUCAAGGACUCUACUCAUCUUUCUGAUGAUGGUUCCUAUGCAUUGAAAAAGGUGCUCAUUCAGAAUAAUGAACAACUGGAAUUGGUGAAAGAGGAGAUUCGUGUUUCAUCCCUGUUUAGUCAUCCCAAUCUACUUCCUCUUCUUGAUCAUGCUAUAAUAGCUACUAAGCCUACCCAAGAACGAUCUUGGAACCAUGAAGCAUACCUACUAUUUCCAGUACAUUUGGAUGGAACGUUAUUGGACAAUGCAAAAACCAUGAAAGGAAAAAAGGAGUUCUUCUCAACAUCUGAUGUUUUGCAAAUAUUUCGACAGCUAUGUGCGGGUCUCAAGCACAUGCACAAUUUUGAUCCACCAUAUGCACACAAUGACAUAAAGCCUGGUAAUGUUCUCAUAACUCGUAGAAAGGGCCAGCCUCCUCUUGCUAUAUUGAUGGAUUUUGGAAGUGCCCGACCUGCAAGGAGACAAAUUAGCUCUCGUUCAGAAGCAUUGCAGCUACAGGAAUGGGCAUCUGAACAUUGUUCUGCUCCUUUCCGGGCUCCUGAGUUGUGGGAUUGUGCAAGCCAUUCGGAUGUCGACGAAAGAACUGAUAUUUGGUCUUUAGGAUGCACGUUGUAUGCAAUAAUGUAUGGGGUAUCUCCAUUUGAAUAUGUGCUUGGCGAAUCUGGAGGAAGCUUACAGUUAGCAAUCGUAAAUGUACAGAUCAAGUGGCCGGCUGGACCAACUCCUCCAUAUCCCGAAGCUCUUCAUCAGUUUGUGAAGUGGAUGCUUCAGCCACAGGCUGCAGUACGUCCGCACAUUGAUGAUAUUGUAAUUCAUGUUGACAAGCUUAUCUCAAAGUUCUCUAACUGAGACAUAAUGGAAAUGAGGCAAACCUCAGAUCCUUAUUCUCGUUAGGAAUUAUAUUACUUUGAGCUACCUGGCUUUUCAUGGCUGACACACCUGGCAUUACUUGCUGUGGAAAUAAAGCAGGAGCUGUUCCUAUUCCAAUGUUAUACAGUUAAUCGUCAUAGUUUUGGCAAUUGUUCGAUCUUCAAUGUUCUUGGACUAUCCAUGGGAAAUCAUAUAGUUCUAAUAUUUUUGUAAUUUAUACUACAGAUUGUUCUCAUCUUCUUGAUUAUAGUUGUAGAAAAUGCACCAUUGUGCUACCCACAUAAUUUAUGUUUCUAGAAGCAUAUAUUUGUCCUAAAAAGUUCCUUGAGCCUAAUAAUGUUCCCUAACAUUAAAUUAUGAUAUUGUAUGAUUGUAAAUUUGAAUGGAUGUUCCUUAAUAUAUUAUUCUGUUAUGUAGCAAA